Molecule: messenger RNA, 747 nt
Organism: Nerophis lumbriciformis (worm pipefish)
Lineage: Eukaryota; Metazoa; Chordata; Actinopteri; Syngnathiformes; Syngnathidae
Gene: tmem72
Product: transmembrane protein 72
Source: RefSeq, a predicted model, not a curated record
AUGGGGAGCGUUUGGUGGACUGUGGUGGAGAUUGCAUGCAGGAUUCUUGGCAUAUCUACAGCCACAGUGUUGUGUGCUGUAGGAGUGGAGACCUUGCAACAAGGAGACUUUAACAGCCUUGGCAUCUACCUGCUAGUGUCCUCUUUUGGCAUCAUGAUGUUUGAACUGGCUUAUUUCGUCGAUGUACUUCUGCUCAUGUGCCUACCCUGUCCUCCAGACUGGCAAGUCUUUAUACUGUGGGGGAAGAUGGCCCACGUUGGAGGCUUUCAUAAGUUUCUAUAUUACUCCAUAAUGUCUGUGGUCUGUUUCCUGCAUCCUGUCUUGGUGUGGCAUGCCAUUAUCCCAGGGACAAUGCUUCUUAUAACUGCAUUCUUCAACUUCAUACUCAGCAAGAAAACAAACACCAAAUGCCCCAAAAGACCACAGGAGGGCUACAGUGACCAAGGCCCUACGGCGGUGUACGUGUCAGAGACGCCGGGCGCAAACAAUGUCCUUUCUUUCUUCCACGUGCUGACGGGGAAGAGAGUUGCCACAGCAACCGAUGUCCCGGCUGGCACGGGAGGAGAGAGCUUCCAGGCCAUGCUGGAGCUGGAGCAAACGCCAAAAGAGAGGCGGAGGAAAGAGAGGAAGCCCAUGUGGAUGAGAGGCCGGGGAGAGGAGAUGGAGAGAGAGAUGGAGGAGAUGAGAGAGUUUGGGGAGUCAGAGCCAGAAACCACCUCAGACACUGCACCUAUGAUUACUGACUGA